UGGAGCACCGAUCAUCCCGGAAAGGGAAAUGUCACAUAAAUGAGGUGGAGGUGGUUUUGAACAUUUGGCAGAAAACAACAGUCGUGCAUAUUUGUCCUGCUCUGCAGAAGAGAAGAAGACUCCUCUUUGUUGAACCCACAGCUCUUAGUACCUGUAAACGGUGCUUCUGAGAGCCAUGAAUGACUUUGCAGUUCUCAACACGGGGCGGAAGAUGCCCCUCAUUGGACUGGGAACAUGGAAGAGUGAGCCUGGGAAGGUAAAGCAAGCAGUAGUUUGGGCUUUGGAAUCUGGGUAUCGGCACAUUGACUGUGCAACAAUCUAUGGAAAUGAAGUGGAGAUCGGAGAGGCCCUGCAGGAGACACUCGGCGCAGGAAAGGCCCUGAGACGAGAGGACGUGUUUGUCACAUCCAAACUGUGGAACAACCGACAUCACCCUGAGGAUGUGGAGCCUGCGCUGCUGAAGACUCUGAAGGACCUGAAGCUUGAAUACCUCGACCUCUACCUCAUCCACUGGCCCUAUGCCUUCCAACAAGGAGAUGUUCCUUUUCCCAAAAAUGAGGACGGCACUUUACUGUACGACAACAUAGACUACAAGCUGACCUGGGCCGCCAUGGAGAAGCUGGUGGGGAAAGGCCUCGUCCGAUCCAUCGGCCUGUCCAACUUCAACAGCAGACAGAUCGACGACGUUCUGUCCGUGGCCAGCAUCAAACCCACCGUCCUGCAGGUAGAGGGCCACCCUUACCUGGCCCAGGUAGAGCUGCUGGCCCACUGUCGGGACCAGGGCUUGGUGGUGACAGCCUACAGCCCUCUGGGUUCUCCUGACCGGGCCUGGAAACAUCCCGAUGAGCCUGUUCUGCUUGAGGAGCCGGUGCUCGCUGCUCUAGCAGAGAAAUAUAAAAAGUCUCCUGCCCAGAUUAUCUUGAGGUGGCAGACCCAAAGAGGCGUGGUAACGAUCCCUAAAAGCGUGACAGAGUCCCGUAUCAAAGAGAACAUUCAGGUGUUUGACUUUACCCUUGAAGCAGACGAAAUGAAAAGUGUAACAGCACUGAACAAAGGAUGGCGCUACAUCGUGCCAAUGAUUCAAGUGGACGGAGAACGUGUUCCCAGGGAUGCAGGACAUCCUCACUACCCUUUCAACGACCCUUAUUGACCGCUCAUACAACAACCUGAAUUUGUGCCUUCAACCGCCCCCCCCACCAACACCACAUCCACACCCCCACAUCAUAUAUAAAUGUUCCUGGAUGUGGCAUCAGAGUUUGUCUUUAGAUCAUGUCAAAUCAAGCACUUAUCAUAAGAACAUUUCAAGUUAUUGUUGGUGAUACAAACUGAGAAACCUGUAUGAUUGUAAACAUACUGUACGUGUUAUUUUUUAAAUAAACAUUUUGUUACUUCA
Molecule: messenger RNA, 1393 nt
Organism: Notolabrus celidotus (New Zealand spotty)
Lineage: Eukaryota; Metazoa; Chordata; Actinopteri; Labriformes; Labridae
Gene: akr1a1b
Product: aldo-keto reductase family 1, member A1b (aldehyde reductase)
Exons: 9
Coding region: 176-1150 (324 amino acids)
Biological process (GO): aldehyde catabolic process
Cellular component (GO): cytosol
Molecular function (GO): aldose reductase (NADPH) activity
Source: RefSeq, a predicted model, not a curated record